AUGACCUAUUACUACAUCCGUCGAAGAUUUGUUGGCCUUUUUGUGUCGAGAAGAAUCAGGACCGUCUACAAAGUGGUCAUUUUUCUAGUCUUUCUUAUUUCUUUAAGUGCUUUCUACCUGAGUGUAGUUUCGCCAGAGAUUCCUCAAAACGUCUUUUUCUUAAAACUGCGGGGUAAUAAAAGUCGUUUCAUAGACUUAAAGUGGAAUUGCAGUUGUGAAUUUGGUUCAGGUUCAACACCAAGUAAUAAAAUUUCAACAUCGCCAGGAAGCUCCAAGGACUGUUUAAACGAUCAAUCACGACAAGCAGACACCGACUUCAGCACUGUUGGGUGGACAAAUUUCUCCCUGAUCAUGCCUCGUGUCGAACCGAAUAUUUCUUGUGAAGAAAGAAAGCUUUUUAUGGUUGUUGUAGUCAACUCGGCAACCGACGACAGACAUAGGAUCCUACGAAUGUCUAUCAGAAAGACUUGGGGAAAUUUAACACAAGGAAAAGGGAAUCAGAAAUGGAGGAUCUAUUUCGCUUUGGGAAUGUCCAGCAGUUACGCUAUGAAUCUAAAGAACGUACAAGAAGCUUUACAGUACAAUGAUAUAAUCAUAGGAAACUUUUCAGAUACUUACAAGAACAUUGUUAUCAAAACAUUUAUGUCGCAUUUCUGGGUGUAUUCUCAAUUUGAUUGUAUGUAUGUUAUGAAAACCGAUGAUGAUGUUUAUGUUAGAGUCUCAAGGUUGUCAAAAUGGCUCGAAAAACAAGGCUUCCCAAACCCUUUUUAUGGGGGGUUUCUUAGCGAGAAUUUAUUAGUAGUUCGCGAUCCAAAAUCCCCUUGGUUUGUUUCUAAGGAAGACUUCAAUGAGACAAGAUGGCCACCCUUUUCGCACGGGGCAUUUCAAGUUGUCUCUACCGCUAUACUUCCUCGUUGUUUUAACUACACCCAGUCAGUCAAACGACCAUUAACCACAGAUAAUGCAUACUUUGGUGUCAUGGCUAGAGACCUGGGAGUUAACGCCACACAGAUUCCUGGCUUUAGUCUUAAUCCGCCUAAAAGUGACUUUGAGGUCAUGAUCGCCACUGCGUUUGGCCACGCUCUAGACUCUUCUGCCAUGUUCAAGUACCAUGCUAGAUAUCAUAACCUUGAUAUAUGA
Messenger RNA from Actinia tenebrosa (Australian red waratah sea anemone), 1140 nucleotides. RefSeq names its product beta-1,3-galactosyltransferase 5-like. NCBI's taxonomy places the organism in Eukaryota, Metazoa, Cnidaria, Anthozoa, Actiniaria, Actiniidae. The record is from RefSeq and is a predicted model, not a curated record.